CAUCAUUACUAACCAGAUUGAGCGAUCGAAGGUGAGCAAGCAAGCAUGAACAGCAUCAACAGAGCGGGGAGCAUUGGCGGGGGCAGCAUGCAGGGGAGCUUCAGGGGGAGCCUCCACUGGACGGCCUCCUCGCGGCGGACGCUGUCGGCCGACAUCUUCGGACGGUCGAGCCGCGACGAGGACGACGAGGAGGCCCUCAAGUGGGCGGCUCUCGAGAAGCUGCCCACCUACGACCGCAUGCGGAAGGGGAUCAUGAGAGGAGAAAGAGACGAAGGGCAGGAGGUGAACAUCCACGACCUCGACGUGCAUGACCGGAAGAGGCUGCUCGAGAGGCUCGUCCGGACGGCCGAGGAGGACAACGAGAGGUUUCUCCUCAAGCUCAGGAAUCGAAUGGAAAGAGUUGGAAUCGAUAACCCAACAAUCGAAGUCAGGUUCGAGCAUCUCGACGUCGAAGCAGAGGCCUACGUGGGGAACCGUGGCGUUCCCACAUUUUUCAACUUCUUCUACAACAAAAUCAUGGACGUGCUGAGUUACCUGCACAUCGUUCCCAGCGGAAAGAGGCAGAUAUCUAUCCUUCACGACAUAAGUGGAAUCAUCAGACCCUGCAGGAUGACCCUGCUUCUAGGGCCUCCAGGCUCAGGGAAGACUACCAUGCUGCUAGCUUUGUCAGGGAAGCUCGAUUCGACUCUGAAAGUAAGUGGAAGAGUGACUUACAAUGGCCAUGAAAUGGAUGAGUUCGUGCCACAGAGGACCUCAGCUUACAUCGGGCAGCAUGAUCUUCACAUAGGGGAAAUGACAGUCAGGGAGACACUGGCUUUCUCUGCGAGAUGCCAAGGAGUUGGAACUCGUUAUGACAUGCUGACAGAGCUAUCGAGAAGAGAAAAGGAAGCCAAUAUCAAGCCAGAUCCUGACAUUGAUGUCUACAUGAAGGCUAUAUCAGUUGAAGGUCAGGAGAGUGUGGUUACUGAUUACAUUCUCAAGAUCUUGGGUUUGGAAAUAUGUGCUGAUACAAUGGUAGGUGAUUCAAUGAUAAGGGGGAUCUCUGGCGGACAAAAGAAGCGUGUCACAACAGGUGAGAUGCUUGUCGGACCGGCAAAGGCUCUGUUCAUGGAUGAGAUCUCGACUGGCCUUGAUAGCUCCACGACUUACCAGAUCGUAAACUCCCUUCGACAAUCGGUUCACAUCCUCGGUGGAACUGCACUCAUUGCAUUGCUUCAACCAGCUCCAGAAACAUUCGAAUUGUUCGAUGACAUUGUUCUACUCUCCGAGGGGCAAAUUGUGUAUCAGGGUCCUCGAGAGUUCGUUCUCGAUUUCUUUGAAGCGAUGGGCUUCAAGUGCCCUGAAAGGAAAGGUGUUGCAGACUUCCUGCAAGAAGUCACUUCGAGGAAGGACCAACACCAGUAUUGGGCAAACAAAGGCGAGCCACACAGGUACAUUCCGGUCAAUGAGUUUGCAGAAGCCUUCCAGUCAUUCCACAUUGGCCGAAAGCUUGGAGAAGAGAUCGGUGUCGAAUUCGAUAGGGGAAGGAAUCAUCCCGCUGCACUGGCUACUUCAAAGUAUGGGAUCAGCAAGAUGGAGUUGCUGAAAGCUUGCAUUUCGAGGGAAUGGCUGCUGAUGAAGCGCAACUCGUUUGUAUAUAUCUUCAAAGUAGUCCAGCUUGUAAUUCUCGGAGCCAUUGCAAUGACAGUCUUCCUUAGGACAAAGAUGCAUCAUGAUUCAGUGGAGGAUGGAGUUAUCUUCUUCGGCGCCAUGUUUCUUGGAUUGGUGACUCAUCUGUUUAAUGGCUUCGCUGAACUUGCUAUGAGUAUUGCCAAACUUCCCAUAUUCUACAAACAAAGGGACCUUCGGUUCUAUCCAUCAUGGGCAUAUGCAAUGCCUACAUGGAUUUUGAAAAUUCCCAUAUCGUUCUUGGAGUGUGCCGUUUGGAUAGCCAUGACAUACUACGUCAUCGGGUUCGAUCCAAACAUGGAAAGAUUUUUCAGGCACUAUCUUCUGCUAGUCUUGAUCAGUCAGAUGGCAUCUGGGCUAUUCAGGCUUCUUGCGGCUGUUGGGAGGGAAAUGGUUGUUGCAGAUACAUUUGGAUCCUUUGCUCAGCUUGUUCUUUUGGUUCUUGGUGGAUUUCUAAUAUCUCGCGAUGAUAUCAAGAAAUGGUGGAUUUGGGGCUACUGGUCAUCUCCUCUGAUGUAUGCACAAAACGCCAUUGCAGUGAAUGAGUUCCUCGGCCAUAGCUGGCAAAAGGUUGUUUCAGAAGUGAGCAAUGUUACACUGGGAGUCCAAAUCCUCAAGGCUCGUGGGAUCUUCGUCGAUUCAAACUGGUAUUGGAUCGGUGUAGGUGCACUGCUCGGAUACAUCUUCUUGUUCAACAUCCUCUUCGUGCUCUUCCUCGACUGGCUCGACCCACUAGGAAAGGGUCAAGCAGUCAUCUCCGAGGAGGCACUGAAGGAGAAACAAGCAAAUAGGACAGGCGAAAGCAUCGAAUUAUCGCCUGCAGGAACCAGUAAAGGUUUUGAAGCUUCCACAGGGAACACAAAGAAAGGAAUGGUGCUGCCUUUUGCUCCUCUUUAUAUCACCUUCGACAAUAUCGAAUACUCUGUCGACAUGCCACAGGAAAUGAAAGACAAGGGCAUCGAAGAAGAUCGGUUGAUGCUACUGAAAGGUGUUAGUGGAGCCUUCAGGCCAGGAGUUCUUACUGCACUGAUGGGAGUGAGCGGAGCAGGGAAGACCACCCUCAUGGACGUGCUGGCCGGCAGGAAAACUGGUGGCUACAUCAAUGGAAGCAUCUGCAUCUCCGGCUAUCCCAAGAAACAAGAGACGUUUGCUCGAAUCUCUGGUUACUGCGAGCAGAAUGAUAUCCACUCUCCUCAUGUCACAGUCUACGAGUCUCUUCUCUACUCUGCCUGGCUUCGGCUGUCGCCUGAAGUAGAUGCUGAAACAAGAAAGAUGUUCAUCGAAGAAGUCAUGGGAUUGGUAGAGCUAACUUCACUGAGAGGAGCACUGGUAGGGCUUCCUGGCGUUAAUGGUUUAUCGACCGAGCAGCGUAAAAGGCUCACCAUUGCUGUCGAGCUCGUCGCCAAUCCCUCCAUCAUAUUCAUGGACGAACCGACUUCAGGGCUGGAUGCGAGAGCAGCAGCCAUCGUGAUGAGAACGGUGAGGAACACUGUGGAUACCGGAAGGACUGUCGUCUGCACCAUUCACCAACCGAGCAUCGACAUCUUUGAAGCUUUUGAUGAGCUCUUUUUGAUGAAACGAGGAGGGGAAGAAAUCUACGUCGGCCCCUUGGGACGUGAUUCCUCUAAUUUGAUCGAGUACUUUGAGGGAAUCGAAGGAGUCAGAAAAAUAAAGCAUGGCUACAAUCCUGCGACAUGGAUGUUGGAGGUUUCCACCAUGGCACAGGAAGAGAUUUUAGGCGUUGACUUCGCUGAAGUAUACAAAAACUCUGAUUUAUACAGGAGAAACAAAGCUUUAAUCAGUGAGCUGAGUGCGCCUCCUCCUGGUUCAAAAGACCUGUUCUUUCCCACAAAGUACUCGCAAUCCUUUCUCACGCAGUGCAUGGCUUGUUUGUGGAAGCAGCACAAGUCAUACUGGCGAAAUCCAUCUUACACUGCCACAAGAAUUUUCUUCACGACAGUCAUCGCCUUGAUCUUCGGAACGAUCUUCUGGAGACUCGGAAAGAAAGUGACUACGAAGCAAGAUCUGUUCAACUCCUUGGGCUCCAUGUACGCCGCAGUCCUCUUCAUCGGAAUACAAAACGGCCAAACUGUGCAGCCGAUCGUCGAUGUAGAAAGAACUGUUUUCUACCGGGAGAAGGCGGCCGGAAUGUACUCUGCUCUUCCUUACGCGUUUUCUCAGGUGUUGAUAGAGGUUCCUCACAUCUUCCUUCAGACUGUAAUCUAUGGGCUCAUUGUCUACAGCAUGAUUGGUUUCGAGUGGACAUUAGAGAAGUUCUUUUGGUACCUCUUUUUGAUGUUCUUCACCUUCAUGUACUUCACGUUCUACGGCAUGAUGGCGGUGGCCAUGACGCCCAACAGUGACAUUGCGGCCAUCGUCUCCACUGCAUUCUACGCGAUAUGGAACAUUUUUGCUGGUUUUCUUGUUCCUCGACCUAGGAUUCCAGUGUGGUGGAGAUGGUACUCUUGGGCUUGCCCCGUCGCGUGGACAUUGUACGGACUAGUGGCAUCGCAGUUCGGCGACUAUGAGCAGACGAUGGACAAUGGCGAGAAGGUGCAGGACUUCAUCGAGAGGUUCUUUGGGUUUCGGCAUGACUUCUUAGGCGUGGUGGCAGUUGCAGUGGUGGGUUUCACGGUGCUGUUUGCGUUUGUGUUUGCAUUUUCGAUCAAAGUUUUCAACUUCCAAAGAAGAUGAGCAGAGCAGGACAAUUCAUCCAGAGUCAAUGAACAUUGUCUAUAAUAUGAAACAUUGUGGCAGAUUGUUACUAACUAUUCUUAGCAGUAGAAGUUGAGA
This is a messenger RNA of Zingiber officinale, 4461 nucleotides long. RefSeq names its product ABC transporter G family member 39-like. The record is from RefSeq and is a predicted model, not a curated record. Gene Ontology annotation, cellular component: membrane. Gene Ontology annotation, molecular function: ATP binding; ABC-type transporter activity; ATP hydrolysis activity. Bases 46 to 4362 code for a protein of 1438 amino acids. The transcript has 19 exons. Lineage: Eukaryota; Viridiplantae; Streptophyta; Magnoliopsida; Zingiberales; Zingiberaceae.